Messenger RNA from Notechis scutatus (mainland tiger snake), 479 nucleotides. NCBI's taxonomy places the organism in Eukaryota, Metazoa, Chordata, Lepidosauria, Squamata, Elapidae. The record is from RefSeq and is a predicted model, not a curated record.
CACACCUUCAGAUAGAUUUUCAUCCCAAAGCAAGAAUCUCUUGUGAAGGCCUUUCAGCAUUUUAUUUCCUGUACCAGGCCCACUUCCAUUUGGGCACCGAAAAUAGCAAUGGUGCGGAGCACGCAAUUGAUGGCAAACACUAUGCCAUGGAGAUGCACUUGGUUCAUAUUAAAAACAACAUGAGUAUAGAAGACGCAUUGAAGGAGUCUGAUGGAUUGGUCGUCAUGUCAUUCAUCAUAAAGAAAACCAAAGGGAAUAACCAAGCCAGUGGAUGGAACAUUCUAGCCAAAUUUCUCAAGGACAUCCCAGAGAAAGGUAACUCUAAGAAUCUGAACGGGGAAUUCAGUCUGGGUAGUUUAUGGAGAGAAGCAGAUGUACACCACUAUUUCUACUACAAUGGAUCUCUCACUUCUCUACCUGGUGCCAAGUCUGUGAUAUUGUUUGUCUUUGCAGUCCCCCUUGAGAUUUCUUACCAAGUG